Molecule: messenger RNA, 1156 nt
Organism: Rhopalosiphum maidis (corn leaf aphid)
Lineage: Eukaryota; Metazoa; Arthropoda; Insecta; Hemiptera; Aphididae
Product: zinc finger HIT domain-containing protein 2
Exons: 7
Coding region: 29-1075 (348 amino acids)
Source: RefSeq, a predicted model, not a curated record
GUCAAUAAAUAAUUUUGAAGUAUUAAAUAUGAAUACUGAUAUUAUUUGUAAAUUUUGUACUGGGAAUCUUAGCAGAUAUGUUUGUCCAAAGUGUGGAGCACCCUAUUGUUCCUUAAUAUGUUAUAAAUCGCCAAUUCAUUUAGAAUGUUCAGAACAGUUUUACAAAGAAUGCAUUCAAGAAGAAUUAGAUGUUCAAGAUUCCGACAAUGUAAGCAAGAAAGAAAUGAUGGACAUUCUUAAAAGAGUAUAUGGAGAAAAUGAAGAUUCUGAAAGUGAUUCGGAUGAUGAAGAAUUCACAGACAUCAAUGAGCGAUUGAAUGGAAUUGAUCUAAAUGAUGCCGAGCAAGUUUGGAGUUCAUUAACUGACUCAGAAAAAGCAGAAUUUGAACAUCUUGUUAAGUCUGGUGAUAUCUCUAAAAUUCUACCUCAGUUUACUCCUUGGUGGUGUUUACCGAUUGAAAAACAAAUAGUAACAGAAGUUAGUGAGAGUAUUAAUGAUAGUGAGUUUCCACAUUUAAUAACCAACAUUCCAAAAUUGUCUUUACUUUCAAAAAAACCUCCAUCAGACUGCAUUCAAUGGAAUUUAGUUAACAUGAUAACUCCAUAUGUGUUUUUGAUACGUUAUUAUAAUGGUAAACAUAAAUCAUAUUUAUCAGAAUUUAUCAAUGGACUUUAUAAUUUGUCAAAAAAUCUAUCUCUCAAUCAGAAUUUUGAAUCAUAUGACAUGGCAGUAAAAUCUGUUGAGCUUUGUAUUCAAGAGCAAGAAAUGUUUAAAGGUUUUCAAGAAGGUUUUAAUCUUAUAAAUAACGACUUAGAAACAAUAUUUAGUAAUGGUUUGGAUUCAAACUGCAAUUAUAAUAUCAAAAUGGCUUUAUCUGAUAUACAUAAUUUACUGACAAUGUAUAAAAAUGACCAAAAAAAUGUUUCUUUGAAAAAAACAGAACAAGGAGAAUUUAAUAGAAAAUUUCCUGAUGCUAAAGCUACUUAUUCUAUACUUGUAGACAUAAAGAAAGUACGUUUGUUAUUGAAAAAGAUUGAAUAUUUUUUAGCUUGGGUAGAUGAAAGCAAAUUAUAAGAAUAAGUGAUUAAUUUUUUUUUUUAUAGUACAUUGAUGUUAGUUCAAUUUAUAUAAAAUGUUGGGUAACUUUGUUAAGUU